UUGGGGAUGGAAUAUUGAUUGUUAACAAGGGAAAAAAUAUGGAAAAUUCGUAUAAAUAUGUGGGGUUCCGUGCCAUUUUGGAGUGUUGUUGGUAACUACCAGUCCUUUUUCGUCAACACAAGUGAAGAAGUACAGAAACAGAAACAGAAAUUUGGAGACCUACGAAUAGAAUCGUAUUCAUAUGCUGGUGCUGUUGAUGUUGCUGCAUGCCUACGCCUCAUAGCAUUAACGUUAUAUUGUCGUGUUCAGGACCGACAAUAAUCUUCUGCGGUUAUUAAUUUCAAGUUUUUUCAAACAAUCGAGUGUUGUCUUUUUCUUCUUCUCUGGAAAGGGUUUCAGAUUGAGUUGUUUGUUGAACAAAAGCUGCAACAAAUAACAAUGGCAAAGAUGGAGAGGUUUCUGUUGGCCCUGCAAAAUCAGGGCACAGCAGGAGCAGGGGGACAAUCCUUGUUGGGGUCCAUCAAAAUCGCAGUGUUGCCCAUAGUUAAAGUGUUCACCAUGUGUUUCUUGGGAUUUCUUAUGGCUUCCAAGUAUGUUAACAUCUUGAAUGCUAACGGAAGGAAGCUUUUGAAUGGGCUGGUGUUUUCACUCUUGCUACCCUGCUUGAUAUUUUCCCAAUUGGGACAAGCUGUUACCUUGCAGAAGAUGCUUGACUGGUGGUUUAUUCCUGUGAAUGUUCUUCUGGGUUCUAUAUCAGGCUCACUCAUUGGUUUUCUUGUUGCCUCCGUCGUCCGUCCCCCGUACCCUUUCUUCAAGUUUACAAUUGUACAUAUUGGAAUUGGGAAUAUUGGGAAUGUGCCACUUGUCCUGAUUGCUGCCUUAUGUCGAGACCAAUCCAAUCCCUUUGGAGACUCAGAUAAAUGUAGCACAGAUGGAACUGCCUAUAUAUCAUUUGGCCAGUGGGUUGGUGCUAUCAUCCUAUACACAUAUGUAUUUAAUAUGUUGGCGCCUCCUCCUGAAGGCACGUUUGACAUUGAUAAUGAAAGCAUUCUCUUAAAGAGUAAUUCUAAGAGUGAUGGUUUACCUGAACAAGUUCCAUUGCUUAAUCAGGCAGAGGAGGUCACUUUAACAGAUCCAAAUACUUCAAAGAAGUGGAAGGUGAAGAUUAAAGAUUUCUUAGCCCACCUAUAUGAGAAGUUAAAGCUUAAGCAAAUUCUUCAACCCCCUAUCAUUUCAUCGAUUCUAGCCAUGGUACUUGGUGCAGUCCCAUUUCUAAAGCAACUGAUCUUUACACCUGAUGCUCCGCUGUUCUUCUUCACUGACAGCUGCAUCAUUCUUGGGGGGGCCAUGAUUCCUUGCAUUCUGUUGGCAUUGGGAGGCAACCUUAUUGAUGGUCCUGGAAGUUCCAAACUUGGUUUUAGGACAACUGCUGCAAUUAUUUUUGCGCGGUUAGUUUUAGUGCCUGUUGUUGGACUUGGCAUUGUCAUGUUGGCUGACAAGCUUGGUUUUCUACCCCCUGAUGAUAAGAUGUUUCGAUUUGUCCUACUCCUGCAGCAUUCAAUGCCUACAUCUGUCCUUUCAGGUGCUGUUGCUAAUUUAAGAGGUUGUGGAAGGGAGGCAGCUGCUGUACUGUUCUGGGUCCAUAUCUUUGCUGUAAUCUCAAUGGCAGGAUGGAUUGUUCUAUAUCUAAACAUACUAUUCUGAGACUGAAGAGAGCUAUAAUGGUUUUAUAGUAGUUUUGUAAUUUAAUCCCAUUAAUUUUGUCUAGUGCAGAAAUACUAAUGUUUUGUCUAGUGUGCCUACAUAUGCUAAUCAUGGUCAUGAUGUCUGCCGUCUACUGAUUGAUGAUGUUGAUUAGAAGAAGAGCUGGAAAACUUGUUCCCUCUUCAAAGUUUAAUGGUUAUUUUAAAUCGUAGGUCUAGUUACUAUUCCAAGCUGGUUUGGAGAACCCAUUCUCUAGCAAUAUACUGGAAUAUUUUCCCAGUUCAUUAUUAGGAUAGAGACAAAAGGAAUCAUCAAUAAUUAUAUUCACAUGCCAGGCUUGAAUAUGUUCACAUCA
This is a messenger RNA of Gastrolobium bilobum, 1999 nucleotides long. Its product is annotated as protein PIN-LIKES 6. The transcript has 12 exons. Gene Ontology annotation, biological process: endoplasmic reticulum to cytosol auxin transport. Gene Ontology annotation, cellular component: membrane. The coding region runs from base 379 to 1644 and encodes 421 amino acids. The record is from RefSeq and is a predicted model, not a curated record. Lineage: Eukaryota; Viridiplantae; Streptophyta; Magnoliopsida; Fabales; Fabaceae.